Molecule: messenger RNA, 6096 nt
Organism: Sus scrofa (pig)
Lineage: Eukaryota; Metazoa; Chordata; Mammalia; Artiodactyla; Suidae
Gene: KRABD3
Product: KRAB-A domain containing 1
Biological process (GO): regulation of DNA-templated transcription
Source: RefSeq, a predicted model, not a curated record
GGAAGUGUAGUUCGCGCCUGCGCCCGAAGCGCCGCGGAGGCUGGACUCCCUGUCUUGGGAAGCGAGCCGCUGAGCUGGUCCAGACGCCCACCGCCGCCCCUGCUCCGCGCUCCUUGCCCCUGGCUGGGUUUCCUUCUGCGCUAACCUAAGUCGCCGCCGCCGCCGCUGAGGGUCGCCGGGCAGCCUGCGGGCGGGGAGCCGGUGACCCGGGCCGCGCCGGAAGCCAGGAGCCGAGGCUGAGCCCGGGAUGGCGCGCCAGGUGUCCAUUGCCUUCCGGGACCUGGCCGUGCGGUUCUCCGAGGACGAGUGGCGGCUGCUCGGGGAGGGGCAGCGGGCCCUCUACCUGGACGUGAUGCAGGAGAACUACGAGGCGCUGGUCUCCCUGGGGACAGCGGAGCUGCUUCCACUCUCUGCCUUCCUGACUCCCAUGGAGCCUGGAGGAGCCAGAGGGGCUGGGGAUGGCCAGGAGCCUCCUAGAGGAGCAGGCCCCCUGGGAGGAGCCCCUCAGCACAGCCUGCACCUGACCGCCCUGGUGCAGCUGGUGAAGGAGAUCCCCGACUUCCUGUUCCGGGAAGCCAGCCCGGAGAACGGGGGUGCCGGCCUGGAUGGGGAGGGCACCGGCCCCGGGGCAGCCGGGACAGAGGACGCAUGCCCCCUUCAAGGCCUGCUCACCCACCUUCCGGACACACCUGUGGGCCAGCCCAGCGUGGCUCCCUCCCCGAGCAGCAGCUCUGACCCGCCCGGAGCCAGGGGGCAGGGGAGCCCCCUCCCCAUCAGAACUGCUGACACGCCGAGGCCUGUGGAGGAGGAAGGCCCAGGAGCCCCAGGAGCCACAGGGGCCUCUCCCGGGAACAGCCCUUUGCAAGGCCUCAUCAACUGCCUGAAGGAAAUCCUCGAGCCUGUCCCCCAGCACCCCGAGGCACCCCUGAGCUUGCCGCCCCGAGUCCCCAGCCUGGGUGUGUUGCGGCUGAGAGCAGAGCCGGGGCGCGGGAGCCCGCCCUGGGCAGUGAAGACAGAGGCAGCCUCAGGGCAUUGCCCCCUCCAGGGUCUGCUUGGCUGUCUGAAGGAGAUCCCAGAAGCCCGGGGCAGGCGUCCCAGCCCCUCGGGAGUGGGGGACCCCCGGCCACCAGAGGACCCAGGGGCCUGGAGAAGAAGCUCUGGAGGGCCCCGACCCCUACAGACCCCUCCUCCUGGGCCUGGGCCGGGAGCUGGCAGUGCGCUGUCUGCGGUGAAGACGGAGGAAGGCUGGGCCCAGAGCCCCCCUGCGCCUGUGUCCUGUCAGCUCAGCAAGCAGACCCACAGCCCGCCUGCUUCCUGCAGUCCCGGGGACAACAGAGGCACUGCCCGCGUCCAAGUGCCGGGCUGGGGCCCUGCAGCUCAAGCCGGCAGUGCCUCGAGCUCACCCCUGGCAGCCCUGGAGGCCUGUCUGAAGGGCAUUCCCCUGAGUGGGUCGUUACCUCCCCAGCCGCCGGCCACCUCUUGGUCCCGGAGCUACCAGCCAGGAGACCCCGGGUCUCAGAGGCCCCAGCCGCCACCCCUGGGAUCACACAGCAAAGAGGGGAUCGUGGGGCCGCUGGCACUGGGCCUGCAGCGCUGCAGGGGAGACGGCCCUGCCCCCACCCAGGGCUCGCAAGGGCCCCCCUCCAGCCUCUCCUCAUCCAGCAGCGCUGACGAGGACCUGGACUUCCAGAGCCCGGUGGGCAGCCAGGGGCAUCGGCCCGGAAAAGGAAGCCCCGUGGGGAGCUCCCCGCUCCAGGGCCUAGAGAACUGUCUCAGAGAGAUACCCACGCCCAGGCUGCAGCCGGCCUGGUCCUGGUCCCCAGCAGGGGACAGGGGGCCACGGAGAGGGGAGCCCAGGAACUGGACAGCAGACACGGAAGGACUGAGGGGCGAGGCCUGUGAACCAGCCCAUCAUGGGCAGCGCGUGGGGGACGUGCCUACCAGGAGCCUCCGGCUGGCUAGCCCGCAGGUGCCUGCCUCUGGCACCGUCCCUGCCUGCUACCAGCAAGGCCUCAAGGACCCCGGGACCACCAGGCCAGGACGGUGGAGGUGGCUUCAAGACGGGCCACCCAACAAGCCCUCCCCACUGCACUGCCUGGAGAACUCUCUGAAGGGGAUCCUGCCUGGGGGGCCCUUGGGCUUCGCCUGCCUGGUUGGCCCCAGCCCUGGCUCCAGCUCCUGCUCCAGUGUCAGCAGCUCAGAAGGAGAAGACUCGAGGCUGGAGCCCGAGCUCUGGCAGCCCCUCCUGCAGGACAGGGACCGCCUUCCCAGCCACAAGGGCCUGGGCCUUCCAUCCCCACCCCCUGGGGGUCUGCGCACUGCCAGCCGCCCUGGUGACGGCCCGAGGGGAGGCAAGCCCGGGGACCGCCACGGCCUCAGUGCAGCAGGAAAAGCAGAAGAAAAGGCGGGAGGUGGAUCCCAGUUGCCCUGGAGAGACGUGUGCUCGGAGACCCCCGGCCAGCCCGGUGCCCUGGGCGACAUCAGCAGAGGGGCUGCUGUGGAUCCCUGCCCUGCUUCUCAGCUGGAGAAAAGGCCGGGGCUGGGGUCCUGCCAGUCUCUGGGGUCAGCCCAUGGGCCCCUGGCCUGGAAGCCGAAGCCUAGUGAAGAGUCCAGGGACAUGGGGCCUGGAGACAGAAGACCAGGUGUUACAGCAGGAAGCCACAGGAGGCCCCUUCCCCAGAGUCAGCCCGAGCCGUCCCCCACAGCCACUGUCCCUCCGGCUUUGCCGCUCGCCGCUCCGCGGCCGCCGUGCUCCUGUGGGAGUUCCCUGCAGCAGGAACUUCGCAGCCUGGGUGCCGCCCUCUCGGAGAAGCUGGAUCGGCUCGCCGUGGCCCUAGCGGGCCUGUCUCAGGAAGUGGUCACCGUGAGGACCCAGGUGCAUCAGCUGGGGCGGCGCCCAAGGGGCCUGGGGCCAAAGGGCCUCCCCCGGGGCCCCCGCUGGGCCAGUGGCCCUGCUCACAGACCCCGGCCCUACUGGAGGCACAAGGGACCCACCAGGCCGAGACCAAAGAUCCUGCGGGGUCAGGCUGCAGAACCUUCUGGGCCCAGCUCUAGCCCUUCCCAGCAGCCCCUCUCCUCAGCAUGCAGCAGGCGCGCUAUGCUGACUGUGUGUCAACCCCUCGGACACACUGGGGGCCGCCAGAGUCCCCUUCCCCCUUCACUGCCCGCUGCCUUACCCUCCCAGGUGGCCCCGCCUGGGGCCAGUGCAGAUGGGGAGCCCCUGGCCACAGUAGCUGCACCAGCCAGACCCCUAAACUGGCCGAAGGAUCCAAGCAGCCUGUUGGCAGAGCUCCAGAGAGCCCUUGAGGGGGAACUGUGGGGUGGGGAACACAGGGACCCAAGCUGGGGGCCCAGGCCUGCCCAGGAUGCUGCUUCUCCUGGGGGCCAGCCUCUCCCCUCGCCCCCCUCCAGCAGAACCUUCCCUGGGUCUGGGCCGUGAAGGGGCCGGGAGUCCGCCCUUGACCUGACUGCCUGGACUCCAGGAUGCCGCUUCCUCAGCCACGCCUCUGGCCCUCUCCACUCAGGUUCAUUGAAAUGUCAUUUCCCGUCCCCCAGAUCAGCCGAAGCUGGCAGGGGGUGCACAGGCUCCGAGUGCUCAGGCACUCCCAGCAAAGGGGCUGUGAGAGAACCUCUUCCCAGCGGGUGCCGAGAGGGGCGUGGCUCCCUUCUUCCUGGUAAAGUGUGGGGAAGACCUCGGCCCCCUGGUCUAAGCUGGAUGUACCUGCAGGGCAGGUGCUUAAAGGAGUUGGUUGCUACGGGGAAGGCCCCCAGGCUCCUACCGAAAGGGGUGUGGCUGAGUGGCCGUUGCCGUUGCUGUUGCCGGCAGUGGGGACCAGCUGCCUGCCCUCCUGCACCCUCGGGAAAGUUCAGCAAUCUCCCGAAGGCCGCAGCACCUGUGUUGGCUUCCUGGGGGCGCAGUAACAGCACCGCAGGCCGGGGUCUUAAGCAGCAGGUGUGUUCAGUCUCAUGGUUCUGGAGGCCAGAAGUCCAAGGUCAGAGGCUCGGCAGAGUGGGUUCCUUCCGAGGCCGCUCCAGGCCCCUGUCCGUGGCUUGUCCUCCUGUUCACAGGGAACAGGCUCUCCCCGUGCUCAUGUCUCCAGACUUCCCUCUCCCCUAAGGACUCCAUCCGCAUGUCCCCACCGUGACAUGAUCCCUUCCGUAAAGACCUUGCCGCCGAGCAAGACCACAUUCUGGUUCUGGGGUCAGGACUCUAGAUGCUUGAAUCUGGGGAGGUGAUGGUGCAGCGUUACCUCCUAACACCGGAAGGGGCUGAGCUAAUCUUGGGUCCCUCGUUGGAGAAGAAAGCAUGACCAAGGCCACCAGGCUUGCCUUCCUGGUGGCCAGACUGGCCUGCCCCAGGCCCUACCAGGCAGUGCAGCAGGAACAGCCUGCCUGCCAGCCUCCCCAGUUCCCCCUCCAGGGUCGGAUCUGCUCCCAGUCUUUUCCCACCCAAGGCCUUUGCCUUGAAUGUUCGGAAGCUGUGCACAUGUGUUGCCUAGGAAGGCUGUGCUGUCAGGGCACCUGGGUGCGGCGCUGAGCAACUCGGCACCCAGAAGGACUAUAGCCAUGACAGCCACACAAGGGGGACCUUGUGGCUGCUGUGUGUCCCUAACAUCGGGGCUUUAGGGACACGCAUGGGGCUUGGGCCCUGCUCCUCGCUGCCCCUGUGGAAGGAGCAGGCCAGUGAUGCCGAUGGUGGGGGCCCUGGGCCAGGCAGACAGACAGACAUUAAGAGGGGCUGUUGGAAUGAAUGGAGUAAAUCCCAAGAUAACUAUUUUGGAAGCUGACGUUUGUAAGACUACUGAAGUAAGAUGUUUAAGAUACAGUUCACAGUCAGCCAUUCUCAGUAGAGAAUGGGAACAGGAAAGUUCCAGGUUUUCCACCCAGGAAGGCCGGCCCAGCGCCUUUCCAGGCAGAGGGAGCCACGCGGGGCAUCUUUCAGAGCCAGCACAGAGGGUGGGAUGUGUGGGAAAGGGGGCAGGUGCCCGCCGGCCGUGCUCAGCCCUCCCCCACUGGCCUGCCCGCCCCCCCAUCUCGCCCUCUCAGCAGGGGUGAGCAGGGUACACCACCAUCCACCUCUCUCUGGCAUUGGAAGGUUUGGUUUUGUGGGCUUUGGGACAAAUAUCAGCCUUCACACCAGUGCUGUGUGGCGGAGGUGAAGGAACGGAUGGGCUCAGGGCGGGGGACUGCUCGUGGGCACAGGCCCCCGCCCCCGGGGCAGAGCCUGGGUGCCCGGCUACUCUGCCCCCUCCCCCCAGCACAGCCUGUCCGCCUUGCCACAGCCAGGCCAGGGGCUCCUGGUCCAACCGACCCUGCAGGACGUUGGCAUCUUUAGGAAUGUGGCAAAUCAGUAAAAGGAAUAGUGAGACGCUCCACCCUCUGCAGCCCCGCCCGUCCCCCAGGGCCACUGCCACACAGUCCAGACGCCUUUAAAUGAUUCACGGAAAAGCUUCCUAGAAUCACUGACUUGGUGAAACAUCCGCAUGCGGUGUCAGAGUUUGGUACCGUGUCCAUCUCCACCUACUUCAUGAGGAAAUGCCCCUUUGGUGGGAGAAAAGGGACAUUUUUGUACUCAGGAAUUCCCGGGGCUGAGGUGAGGGCAGAAAGCCUGCCUUCCUGCGGGGCUCACUCCUGUCAGGGUCCUCACUGUCCCCGCGGAGCUCAUGCACAUCAGCGUCCUCUGUGUCCUACCUGCCACCUGCCAGCCUGGGGCCACUGUAAGGAAAGCGGGAAGGUCCCACCUUGGCAACUCAGCCUGUCAGUCAGUGGGGCACCCCAAAGUCUCCGGGCACCCCAAGGGGUCUGGUAGAAGGGGAUCUGAGGUGGAGGGGUGUGGGGGCCACGAUGUCGCUGCUCUCUCCUGAGGGAGCUGGACGCACAGGUGGAGCAGACCUGCUCUUGACCUUCCAGUGACCUUGUGAUUUGGAUGCGGCUUCUGUAAAACAGCCUGCUUUGGGGUUUUAUUUUUUAACCCAGCUUGACAAAGUUUGUUCUUUACUCAGUGCCCUUAAUGCAGCUCUGUGUACUAUAAUUGCUGAUAUAUUUAGAUGUGAAUAUACCAUCUUAUUUUCUGCCUAUGUUUGUCUCACUUGUGUU